Molecule: messenger RNA, 7856 nt
Organism: Triplophysa rosa
Lineage: Eukaryota; Metazoa; Chordata; Actinopteri; Cypriniformes; Nemacheilidae
Gene: rims1b
Product: regulating synaptic membrane exocytosis 1b
Exons: 33
Coding region: 508-5268 (1586 amino acids)
Biological process (GO): regulation of membrane potential; intracellular protein transport; positive regulation of synaptic transmission
Cellular component (GO): cytoskeleton of presynaptic active zone; presynaptic membrane
Molecular function (GO): small GTPase binding; transmembrane transporter binding
Source: RefSeq, a predicted model, not a curated record
CCCCAUUCUCAAAUGAGAGUGCGCGUCUCCGUCUAGAGGAAGCGUGCGCGCGCUUGAGGGGCUGCGGUCCCAUUGACUAUUCCGUCUCCCUGACACCGGCAGCAUCAGCACCAGCACCAGCACCGCGGACUCGGUAAACACAGCGCCGCACGGACUCCGCCUUUGCUCCCAUCAUCCCGCCAAGAGUCCAAGCUCCGAGGCAGCUUCAUCUCUCGCCGGAGAACAAAGGCAGGACCCUCGUCGAUUUAUAUAUCCUUCGGAUCAGAUAUGGACUACCCUUAACUGGAACUGGAGGGGAGAGGCAGGCGGGCGGGCGGGGGGUGGGGGGGAGACAGAGAGGAGAAAAAGCCGUAUAGGAAGAGAAGCACAACCGUGGGUGCCCGCAACGAUGAAAGGUUCGCCACGCUUGCGAGAACCGCAGAUAAGCCAUCGGACUAUGUCCUGAAUAGCGGUUUACAUAGCUGGGAUUGUGUACCGAUCAUACGAGCCGCCAAGCAGGGGUAAAAUAUGUCCGCCUCGGUGGGGCCCCGCGGCGGCCCUCGCCCACCCACCAAGCAAAGCUCAAUUUCCGAGCUCCCGGACCUCAGUCACCUUACCGAGGAGGAGAGGGAAAUUAUCAUGGCUGUGAUGGUUCGGCAAAAGGAAGAAGAGGCGAAGGAUGAGGCCAUGUUAAAAGAGGAGAUGCCCAUACAAGCUAAAACUGUAAACUUGGUUGGGAACAAGAAACCGCCUCAGCAGAAUGACAUCAGUUUGCACCAGCAGUUUGCCACCUACAAAGAGCAGGUGAGGCAGAUUGGGCAGGAGCCCCAGCAGAGGCAGCCGAGUCAACACAAGGAUGACGCCCCCACCUGUGGCAUCUGCCACAAGACCAAGUUUGCUAAUGGCUGCGGUAACCUGUGCUCCUACUGCCAGACGAAGUUCUGUGCCCGGUGCGGGGGAAGAGUCUCUCUGCGUUCCAAUAACAAGGAGGACAAAGUGGUAAUGUGGGUAUGUAACCAGUGCCGUCGGCAACAGGAUAUGCUCACUAAAUCAGGAGACUGGUUUUCCAGCCAAGGACCCAAGCCUGCAGAGCUGGGGUUAGCGGUAAGUGAACCAGCCAUGUGUGGAGACCCCGCUGGGGUGAAGAAGGUGCGCUCUCGGUCUCAGAACCCUCUCGGCUCUUCCGUUUCCACUGCCCAUGACACCCAACGUCCUGCCCUGACUGACCCCAGCAAAGGCCCCUCUACUGGAGCAACCGAUACAUCACGCUCGCGCAGUGAGCCUCCACAAGAUAGAAAAAAGCCACCAGCAACCUCUGACCAGAAUGGCAAGUCAGGUCCAAGAGGUGAAAGGCGGCGAGGCCUAUCCAAACUUCAAUCCCAGGUCUCCGAAGAUGGGAAUCCUGGAGAAAACCGAAGGGAAAGUCGGAGACUGGUAAAGGCUCGAUCUCAGGAGCACGGUGAUACUGACAAGGGAAGGGCUGAGCCCAGGAGAACUGAAGGGGAACAUAGAACACCCAGGGAAAAAUGCAGGAGUGACCCAAAUGCUCUAAAUCACCCGUCCAAGCUCCGACCGGCGGAGUCUGAAAGACGUCUUCAGCCUAAGGCAAGAGAAGCAGGGGAGAUGGGGCAGGAGAACAGGGGUGCACGAAAAUGGGCGGAUGGGCGGCAGGCCUCGUUGGAUAGCCAGCAACAGUCCUACGUGCCAGAGAGGACCGUGGGGGGUAUAGGUAUGCAGGGCACACCUGCCGUGCAGGGUCCUCCCUCUAAAACGAACCACACCCCUCAGCCGCCUGCUCCGGGCUUCCGGGUGGGCCCUGCCAUGCCUGCCGGUCCCUCAGAGCUCAGGGAGCCCCAGGAAUGGGACAGAAAGUUGCAGCCGAGUCACUUGGACCCCGGCUCGGCUGCGCUGUUGCGCAAAUCGAAGCGGCAGAAAGCCGAGAGCAUGCUGCGCAAUGAUUCACUCAGCUCCGACCAAUCAGAGUCUCUACGACCGCCCCCGCCCCGCCCCUACAAGAGCAAACGAGGCGGCAACAAGAGGCAAAUGUCCGUCAGCAGCUCAGAGGAAGAAGCCGGUUCCACGCCAGAGUACACCAGCUGUGAGGAUGUGGAGAUUGAGAGCGUAAGCGAGCGAGGUGGCUCAGGUGACUGGGAGUGCUGUCCACUGGACCCCACCCACUGGCAUCAUCCGGUUACAUGGCAGCCCUCCAAGGAAGGUGAUCAUUUAAUUGGCCGAAUCACGUUGAGUAAGAGGACGGCCAUGCCAAAAGAGGCUGGGGCUAUGCUGGGGCUAAAGGUGGUGGGAGGAAAGGUUACAGAAACUGGGAGACUUGGGGCCUUCAUCACCAAAGUCAAAAAAGGAAGUCUAGCUGAUGUGGUUGGACAUCUACGUUCUGGUGAUGAGGUGCUUCAAUGGAAUGGUAAAACAUUACCAGGAUUGACCAAGAAAGAAGUUUACAAUAUCAUUCUGGAUUCCCAAACAGAAUCACAAGUCGAAUUAAUAGUUUCAAGGCCAAUUGGUGAUAUUCCACGAAUACCAGAAACAUCACAUCCUCCAUUAGAAUCUACAGGUUCAAGUUCCUUUGAGUCACAGAAGAUGGAAAGACCUUCUAUAUCUGUCCUGUCCCCAUCCAGUCCAAGUGGUCUUAGAGAUGCCCCUCAGCUACUGCCUGGACAGCUAUCGGUGAAAAUGUGGUAUGAUAAGGUAGGCCAUCAGCUGAUAGUGAACGUACUACAUGCCAUAGACCUGCAGCCCAGACAGGAUGGACGUCCCAGAAACCCCUACGUUAAAAUGUACUUCCUGCCGGAUAGAAGUGAUAAAAGCAAAAGACGGACAAAAACAGUGAAGAAAAGUCUGGAGCCCAAGUGGAACCAGACGUUUGUGUAUUCUCACGUGCACAGGCGAGAUUUCAGGGAGCACAUGUUGGAGAUCACUGUGUGGGACCAACCCAAAAUUCUGGAGGAGGAGAGCGACUUUCUAGGAGAAAUCUUGAUCGAGCUGGAGACUGCCCUACUGGAUGAUAAACCUCACUGGUACAAGCUGCAGACCCAUGAUGUCUCUUCCAUUCCUCUGCCACGCCCCUCGCCAUACCUGCCCCGCCGACACACCCACACGGACACGCCCACCAAAAAGCUUCAGCGCUCUCAGCGUAUUACAGAAACAGAUUAUGAUGAUGCUAUUGGUGUAGGCGCCACAGCUAUGGAGAACCGAUCAAGAGAGAGAGACAGAGACAGAGAGAGGGAUCGGGCAACAACGUUAGAGGUUCCUGAGGAGCAGAGACCGACCCAGUAUCGCUCGCGGUCAGUGUCCCCACACAGAGAGGAAGAGAGCAGGGCACGGUCCCGCCCACCCAACGUCCCCGCACAGAGGAGUCUGGAUGAGGUCCAGCACAGCCGUAGAUCACGAUCCCCAACACGCUACCAUGAUCGUGCCCGUGUGCAGGAGAGGGAUUAUGUAGAUGACAGUGAGGUCAUCUUGAUACACAGAUCAGUGCGGGGUAGAAGCGCAGAGUGUCUGGACACCCAAAGGAGUUUAUCUAAGUACAGCAGCACACUUCCACCUAAGAUGCCUUUAUUAGUCAAUGGAAUUCAUAAGGAUAUUUACAGCUCAACACUACCUGCAUGCCUUAAGUCAAAACCACGGCUGUCUGUAGUCACUGCUACUCAACGUUCGGUCACACGAGUUUUUAAGUUCACAGACAAGAUCAAUUUUAGGGAUCUACAGCCCUCUCUUGACAGGGUUAGAAGUGCUAGUACCAACUGUCUGAGACCAGAAUCUAAUUCCAAUUCACCCGAACGUGACAGGAGCACGCAGUCUCUGCCCCGUACCAGACCCACCAGCCCCAGGAUCCUAAUUCAGCAUGCCUCCCCAGAAGAUGACAGGCAGUCGAGAACUCUGGACAAGCCGAGCUGUCAGAAACUUGGCAAGAAAAUAUCUGACAGUGAGCGGGUGCAACCACACUCUGGCCCCUCAUUUUCCUCUUCAGCAGCGGCUUCAUCUUCCUCGCGCAAGGUCAGACAGUUACCCCAAGUCCCCGCCAAAAGCAGCAAUGUAGAACAAGCUCUUGCCUCAGAGGAGCGAACGCGGCAAAUGAAAGUACGCACCUUCCGAACACCAGCUCCCUCCAGUACCAGCCAGGACAUGGAGAGGACGCUGAAGAAUAAACGAGAGCUUUAUAAGGAGCAGCGACGGAGCUGUGACAAUGUGUCCCAUAAGUCCUCAGACAGUGAUGUCAGUGACGUGUCAGCCAUCUCUCGCGCCAGCAGUGCCUCGCGGAUCAGUAGCACCAGCUACAUGUCCAUUCAAUCAGAACGGCCAAGAGGUCGCUUCAGCACCCAUCAUGUCUUCUUCAGCCGUCACAUUCAUCCGUCCAGCCGCAGCAUGCUGAAGAGUGCAAGCGGGGAGAUCUACUCUCUGGAGCGCACAGACGGCAGCCAGUCAGACACGGCUCUCGGAACACUGGGAGCAGGAGGAAAAAAGCGCAGAUCCAGCCUUAGUGCCCGUGUAGUCGCCAUUGUGGGCAUUCCCUCUCGCCGCAGCAGGAGCACCUCUCAGCUAAGUCAGACAGAAGCAGCCAACAAGAAAGCAAAGGGAUCCAGUCAGAUCCAGCGCAGUCAGGAGACGGGUAUGGCAGUGGAGUAUCCCCGCAACGUCAUGGCCCGCCAGGCCAGCCGAGAAUCCACAGACGGCAGCAUGAACAGUUACAGCUCUGAGGGCAAUCUGAUCUUCUCAGGGAUGAGGUUGGGGGCCGACAGCCAGUUCAGCGACUUCUUAGAUGGUCUCGGUCCUGCUCAGUUAGUGGGUAGGCAAACACUUGCAACACCUGCUAUGGGUGAUGUUCAGAUUGGAAUGAUGGAUAAAAAAGGGAAGCUGGAGGUAGAGGUUAUCAGGGCCCGUGGUCUUACACCUAAACCAGGUUCCAAAUCGCUGCCGGCUCCCUACGUCAAGGUCUACUUGCUGGAAAAUGGUGUGUGCAAAGCCAAAAAGAAAACCAAGAUUGCACGUAAAACGCUGGAUCCUCUGUAUCAACAAGCGCUGCUGUUCGAGGAAAGUCCGCAGGGUAAAGUUCUCCAGAUCAUAGUCUGGGGAGAUUAUGGCCGUAUGGACCACAAAUGUUUCAUGGGAGUUGCACAGAUUCUUUUAGAAGAGCUGGAUCUUUCUAGCACGGUGAUCGGUUGGUACAAACUGUUCCCCCCCUCAUCACUGGUCGACCCGACUUUAGCUCCUCUCACUCGUCGCGCUUCCCAAACAUCGCUGGACUCUUCAGUGCCGCCAGGCGUCAGGUCCUAGUAAACAGACGAGGGCGCAACGCAGAACACGACCUAGCGGACCAAGGACAAGAGGCAACAAUCAGAAGCAGAGUGGCAGAUAAAAAGACAGAUGGAAAGAAAUCUCGAUCAAAGCUUUGCUGAAGCCUGACAAUCACUUCUCUCUUUUCCUUUUGAUCUUUGGGUUGUAGAGAUUUCCUUUGAUCCACUCUGCUCCUUACUGCAUGUUGUGUUGCUGAGACGAUGGUGACAAUUCAACCCAAAUAAAAGAGAGCGGCAAGAAUUGUGAUGGUGCUGGUACCCUAGAUGGCUCUGGUCAGUCAGCGCAUACGUUUUCUAUCCGUUUACAGAGUGUAGGCGAUUCAGAGAGGCAGUGAUAUGACAGAGAACGAGUGAGAGGAAAGAAAACACUCAAACUGGUUUAGCUUGGUCUUCCAGCAUGAUGACAGAUCAGAGACCAAGUGAUAGUUCACCCAAAAAUAAAAAUGCUGUCAUCAUUUACACACCCUCUUGUCAUUUCAAACUUGUAUGACUUUCUUUCUUCUGCAGAACACAAAAGAAGAUAUUUUGAAGAAUGUUGUCAAGUGGCCCCCAUUCACUUGCAUUGGUUUUGUGUACAUACAAUAGAAGUCAAUGGGGACCAUCAGUUUUUGGUUACCAACAUUUUUCAAAAUAUAAAGAAAAUAGUAACUGUUUGAAAUGACAAGAGGGUGAGUAAAUGAUGACAGAAUUUUCGUUUUUGGAUUAACUUUUACUUUAAGGCCAGCAAAUCCGUUUAUGCUGGUUUAAGAUGCUUUUUUUAUAGCAGGGACAGCACUGCCCCUCCUCUAUAUUGCACUUACAGGAAGUCACUCCACUGAGAGAGACCAGAAGUCAAUCUAUAAAGGUCAAGAAAUAGUCUUCUUUGAGAGUUUUCUCUCGACAUCGUGGAUGCUGCGUCUGAGACCUCACCUUGUGCCGAUCGGGCAUGAACUCAGAUUGUGUGAGUGUGUGUGAGAGAGAGUGCACGUGUUUGUGUCUAGGAAGGCAGGGACGCCUGAAAACCUUUUAAGUCUGUUUACAGCAGUCGGCACCGACUGCUUUGCCUUUUCACUUUACUGUCGGUAAAUAGGCACACUUUGUAGAAUGUGAAAACAUGCUUCAUGUUUUCUGGCAUUUGUGUCAUACGAGCUUCAUGGAAAACGCGAACCACUUGUAUUUGAACACCGGAACUGUACGACGCUGCCACCAUAGUUUCUUUUCUUUUCAGCCCUAACAGGAAAUGCAUUCAUUCACUAACACGUUUGACUUCUUGGAGUUCUUCCCAUCACGAAACGCAUCACUGGCAUUUGACAGCAUUUUUUUUUUUUUCGAUUCUGUUCGGACCUGUACAUACCGAUAUUAGAAUUUCUACCCGACUAGAGUUUACAUUAUUUUAAUGCAAGCACAAUUGCUUGGUUUUUUUAACAAAAAAGGGGAAAAACAGAAGAGGCCAAAUUAUUGUAAGCUUCCUAUUUUUAGCUGUUUGUCAUUUGAGUUUAGUUUCGAAUCAAAUGAAUCUCACAGAUCCCCUGAGCAUUUGAAUGAAUGUGACAGUAGGUGAGAGGUGGUCUUAAAAGACCGCCUUUCGUCACCAAUAAGGGGAACAGCAUGAAUCUGGAACUGUUCCAAGUUGCAUGCACAUUUUGUAAAACAAGACAGAUGAGAAAAAAGAGACUACAAUAAGUGUGUGUUAGUUCCACAAACUGUAGGUCAGCUUGUAUGUUGCAUGUACUUGUACAGUUUGCUUGUACUUGAUAUAAAUAGAUUAUCAAAUAAAAUUAAGCCAUUCAUUCCAUGUGUGGGCAUUUGGCCAGGUUCAGCCAUACACACAGGCCUUAUUUGGGGCUGAAUGUCUAUAAGAAGUUUUGAAAUGGUUUUAUUGUUUUUACCCAAUGGAUGAAUAAAUGCUGUACUGUAGUACCGAACAAACACAAGGCCCUGUUUUAUUGAAGAUAUUGGUGUUCACUGUAGUCUGUACUACUGUGGGACUAUAACUAAGGUAGAUAACAAAUAAAAAAUUUAGAGCUAUCUGUAUAUGGAGUAUGAUUAUACAAAACCACAAAGACUUAGAGAUAUAUCGAUAUUGAAAAAAUAGUGUAUCACUUGCGUACAUGCAUAUAUUGUAAAUAUGAGUCUGCAAAGUUUACUUAUAUUUACAAAGCUGCCCUGUUCAAGUUACUGGAUCAGUGAUCUGUCUCUUGGUUCUGCUGAGCGGAAGAAGGGAUGCGUCAAAAAAAAUAUUUUUAUUCGCUAAAUUAUGCCCACACUCACCAGAGAAAUUUGGACCUCUACUGACCUGUUGCUUUAUCAUAAAUGCUCAUGGUUCCUUCCUUGUUUCAUUGAGAAGUUUACUUUUUAUGCCUGUCACGGCAGACUUAUUUACUUUGUCAGUAUUAUUCAAGAUACUGAUUGUUUACAGUUCACGUGUUCCACUGAAACAAAAUUGAAAGUAUUCACUGCAACAUUACUUUGUACAGCAGACGUGGCUCAAAUAAUGUGUAUGUUUUAUAUUCAAGAGUUCAUUUUUAUUAUUUACAAAUAAAAGACUGUGUGGAAGAAAACUUGUAUGCAUUUGUUAUAUGCUACCUU